CUGAUUUUCUUUGGGCCCUUUUUGUUUAUGAUCCAUAUUUGGUUUCUUGAUUGAUUUUCUUGAUUAUGUGUAUUGGGUUUCAUGUGGGUUUUAGUUUCAGUUGUAUUUUGCUCUAAAUUUUGGGGUUCUACAGUCAAUUAUUGAUGUAAUCAAGAUUUUGGGGUUUGGUUGAUUUUGAUCAUGGUUUCAAAGAUGUGGGCUUUUCUUCAUUUGUUCUUCAACCUGAUCACUGUUUGCUACUGUCUACUGCAUUAACUUGCGUUUCCUGUUGUUUGAGUCUUCAGUUUGCCUUAGAACUCUCUGUUGAUGUAGAAUCUUGUGUUUUGUUCAGCAUGAUUUGGAUGCGAUUCAAAUUUAACUAGCUUGAGAACCAGUUGUUUUGUUCUUUUUACACCUUAUUUUUCACGAUUAUUGUAGUAGUAGCUGAAUUUUACAGUGUCUUUUUUGCAAAUUAUUGUUAAUCGAUGGUAUGGUAUUGAAGUUAAUGUAAGCUUUUGUUGAUUUUGCAUCUAGUUUAGCUGCUAUGGUAUUGAAUAUUAUUGCUUUUAUUGACAUAAUUCGUAGUGGAUUCUGAGAACUGUAUGGCUGAUGUUUUUCUCAUUGUCUGCUGCUGUUUUCUUCUGUGAAUGAAGGAAAAUGGACAUUAUAGCUUGAUAUCAUUUUAUUCAUUGUUUUGUUUUUCUUUCACAGAUUUCAAGGUAAUCGUUUCAAAUAUUUCAUGCUUUGACGUUGUUGGAUUGUCGCUAGAUGGGAUCCGAAGGGCCUACACCUGCGGUUACCGUCCAUGUAACAGGAUUUAAAAAGUUUCAUGGAGUUGCAGAAAAUCCAACUGAGAAAAUUGUCAGUAAUCUCCAAGAUUACAUGAAUAAAAGGGGUCUACCAAAAGGGCUCGUCCUUGGUAGUUGCACAGUUCUUGAAACUGCAGGACAAGGAGCUAUUGUUCCCUUAUACCAAACGUUACAAUCUGCCGUUAGCAGGGAUACUACUGCAUCAAAUUCAGGCACAGUCAUUUGGGUUCAUUUUGGGGUCAAUAGCGGAGCAACAAGAUUCGCUAUAGAGCAUCAAGCUGUCAACGAAGCUACAUUCCGUUGCCCUGAUGAGAUGGGGUGGAAGCCUCAGAAAGUUCCAAUUGUUCCAGCAGAUGGUGGGAUUUCACGAUUACGAGAGACUUCCCUUCCUGUUGAGGACGUCACCAAGUCAUUGGCAAAAAUGGGCUAUGAAGUGACGACCUCAGAUGAUGCUGGCCGGUUCGUCUGCAACUAUGUAUACUAUCAUUCGUUGCGUUUUGCGGAGCAGAAUGGAGUGAAAUCGCUAUUUGUACAUGUUCCUCUCUUCUUGACGAUAGACGAGGAGACGCAAAUGCGGUUUGCUGCUUCGUUGUUGGAGGUACUUGCCUCUUUACAUUAGCUUGCAACAACUCCUCAAGAAAUCUGGAUUUCUGAGAGCAUAUUUGUGUCCGGGUUGAGUUAAUGUAUGCUAAGAAUGAUAUUCAAUGUAAUGUAGUGCCUCAAUAAACAGUCAACUCUGUGUGAAUUAUAAAAUGCGUUUGUGUUCUUUUGGCUGUUGUUUGCC
Molecule: messenger RNA, 1572 nt
Organism: Sesamum indicum (sesame)
Lineage: Eukaryota; Viridiplantae; Streptophyta; Magnoliopsida; Lamiales; Pedaliaceae
Biological process (GO): proteolysis
Cellular component (GO): cytosol
Molecular function (GO): pyroglutamyl-peptidase activity
Source: RefSeq, a predicted model, not a curated record